Molecule: messenger RNA, 4942 nt
Organism: Drosophila eugracilis
Lineage: Eukaryota; Metazoa; Arthropoda; Insecta; Diptera; Drosophilidae
Product: large proline-rich protein bag6-B
Exons: 11
Coding region: 383-4645 (1420 amino acids)
Cellular component (GO): BAT3 complex
Molecular function (GO): polyubiquitin modification-dependent protein binding; misfolded protein binding
Source: RefSeq, a predicted model, not a curated record
CUUUCAGUUUGAGAGUUGGCAACACUGCCACACUGUCAAAUUCCAGUAAUUAUUUUCCUCUGCCGCUGUUGUUCAAUUGUGAAAUCGUUCGCCCGCUUCUGAGUAAAAACAGCAUACAUUUGCCCGAUCUGAGAGCAGGCGGAGAUCCGUUAAGAUAUAUACGUUCUUACCGCUAACUGACCAGUGCAAAAACGUGUCCGGAAAAACCAAAGGCCUGCGUCAGCGAGUGUGAGCGAGAGAGCAGGUGACAGCGACACCGACAAGAUUCCCCUGUCCCCUCUACGCCAACGAUCCCCUUUUUGACUGUUUUUUUGCACGGUACGGGGAAAACCGAUAGCAAAACGAGAUUUUCAAUAGAUUUGCAACACAGUCCGGCCGGAAAAUGCUAAUAAACCUUAAGGUAAAAACCUUAGAUGCGCGCACCCACGAAUUCAGCAUCGACAAUGAGCUCACAAUCCGCCAGUUCAAGGACCAGAUCGCCGAAAAGACCAACAUAGCGGCUGAAAACCAGCGUAUUAUCUACCAGGGCCGAGUUCUGGCUGAUGAGAAGCAGGUGAAAGAGUACGAUGUCGAUGGCAAGGUGCUUCAUGUGGCCGAACGACCGCCCUUUUCGCAACGUGGAGCUAACUCUCGUAACAAUGAUGAACCCAUGCGCACAUUCCGGAAUGUUACUCGACCUUCGCCGCCCGGAAUGCGCACAUCUCCGUACUUCCGCGCCCUCGACGGGAUGCUUGUGGGCACCAUGGCCAUACCCGUAAACAAUGGUCCAGUGGCCGGAACUCGUCCUACCCCAAAUCGCUAUCCAAACUCUUCGUCCUUUUGCAUCAACCGUAUCACCGUAGCCCUUCAUAUGAUCGAUUGCGUCCACAAUAUAGCCGCCUAUCUGGAAAACCCCGCCGUGGGUCUGCACAAUGAAUCCUUGGACAUUUUGCAGCGUGGUCGCUGGUCUAUGGAAUCUACCGUCGUCGAAGUGGGUGUAUCGUCGUCGGACCUGCCGGGCAACAAUAAUAUCAUCGACAUGGUCCAAGAUGCCGUGUCCGCAGCGCUUUCGCGAACUGGAGCCCGUAACUAUACGGUAGUGCAGCUGCCCACUGUUUAUACCAAUGAAAAUGGAGAGACUACUCAGCAAACUGGAGAAGCUGGAACCAGCGAAGAAGCAGCUACUGGAACUGCUAUUGAUGCUAAUGGUGAAACUACAGCGGCCACUGUGAUCAUUGAGGAUGUGAUCGAAACAGAUGACGAGGCUGCAGAUGGUGCUUCAGAUCGUUCGGCCACGCCUACACCUGAGGUGGAGGCGGAAGGAGCAGUUGGUGGUCAGUCGGUUACAGCUGCAGAGACUCCCAGCUCCUCCAAUGGAGCUUCAAAUGAUGCGGCAGCAGAGGGAGCAAAUAAUUCAGGACCUAGGCGACGCACUCGGCCGCAGGUUUUGGCCCAAGUUAUACAGCACUACCGUACCGUACAGACACGUCUGGCGCCGUUUGUGGAUCGUUACUACGAUAUUCUACAAAACGAUCCCACUUUCGAAGAGAGCGACACAACUGGUCGCGAAGAUGCUCAACGCAUCUUUGACCGCGUCUCUGAGGCUUUCCAUUACCUCUCGCAUGCUCAGCAUGCAAUUUCGGAUUUGAUGUUGGACUUGUCGCAACCUGGACCACGUGUGCUUACCUGCCGACCCAUUUUGGUUGAGCAGAGCGGUUACAUACGAUCCAAUAACAUUUUCACACCCAACUUUUUGGCUCCGCCACCGGGUCUACUCAACGACCCUUUCCGUGGCAGAGCCCCCGGUGCUGGCACUCAAACACCAACAACUGCUGGCACUCCAACUGCUGUAACCCCACCACAGGCCACAAAUUUGCAGGCUGCUAACGAUGCCAGCCGAAGUGCGGCGGCAAUGGCGGAGAUCGCCAGCCGUGCAGCUGGAGCCGCUGCAGAAAUGGCCGCUGGAGCUGCUAGCGCUGCAGCCGCAGUUGCUCGUGGCUUGUCAAGCGACCAUGUAGAGGAUCCCGUCGACGAUCCCAUGGUGGCACCCAAUCCUGUUGCCGCAGCACCACAACCACAACAGGAACAACGACUCGAAAUGGAUCACGAUCACAAUCAAGAUCAAAGUGAAACCCCCGAAAGAGAUAUCCGACCAGUACCUAGGCUGCGUGUCUAUGUGCCAGUGACCCUGCCACCGCCCAACCCCCAACUGGAGAUGGCUCGAUUUAUUCAGGCAAUGGUAAACGGUCAACGACCCAACGAUGUUCAUGUUGAAUUCAAUGCGCCCAACGUCAUGUCUAUUAACUUGCCUGUGCAUGUGAUGGCCGCAGUUCGUCAGGCACCAGCACCCGGGGCUACAGAAGCAGCGGAACCUUCUGCUCCAACUGCUGAAUCAUCACCUGAAAGUGCUCCUACAGCUGCAAAUGAACGAUCUCCAAAUGCAGCUUCAACUUCGAACGGAACUCGCGGUGGAGAUCAGAGGGCCAACACCUUGCCCACCACGGCCACACAAACGCGUUCCACAUCAAGACCACAAAUUCAGAUUGGAGGAAAUAACAACUGGGGCGGACGCAUUGCUCCAACGCACACGGCAUUCGACCGCUUCCUGCCUUGCAAUAGCCAUCACAUUCGGGAACCAGAGCCGUUGCCUCAAAACAUCAACAGUGCAAGUACCAACCGCGGCACCACCACACCAUCAACAGUAGGAACCAUCGGCGGUCCGUCAACAGCAGCCGGAGCAGCUCGUUCUGUCACCACUGGUCGCAACCAGCGCGGCAGUGUCUCCGUCCGCCCAAUGUGGGCGUUGCGUCGCCAGCGACCAUCCAGCGAACAAUUGAGCAGCCUCCGGCCGGCAGCAUGGGCACAGGCGCAAACCCAAACUUCCCAUGCUCAAGCUGCCCACGUUGGUGGUGGCAGCACCAAUGGGGCCGGAAUCGGUGCCGGAAGAGUGCGGCCCACGGGAGGAUCGCCGAUCAGUCGCGAUCGGCUGGCGGCUCGAACGGCCCUCGUUGGUGGUGGCAGCACCAAUGGAGGCCUGAUCUCCGGCCGGCGGAGUAGACUUCAGACCGCCACCGCGCGCCUGUCCAGACAAUUUCCCACCCUAUUCGCUAAUUUUUUGCUUAAUAAUCUGAGAAAUAAUGCGCAAACAGCUUCGGCAGGAAGCGCCGUCGCCGCCGUUGGAGGCUCGACCAACCCAUCAUCAGGUGAAGCUGCCACUAUUGUGUCUACCCCUUCAGCUGCACCACCGCAAGCUGUUCUAUCUACAUCCACACCAACUCCAAGCGAAGAUACGAACAAUCUCCGAUCGCAGCUUCUUAGCUUCUUAAACGACAGUCUUUUCGCCGGAGCCCCCAUCAAUGAGCAGACGAUCCCUGGGGCCAUAGAUCGGGCAUUGGAAUGGUUCGGAGAAAUCCUUGUCUACCUGCCGCAGUAUGAACCUUCGGGAAAUAGAUUUAACUCCCGCGAAUCGAUGUGCAACGUUCUGCGCAACGGUCUGGGUUAUAUCUUCGAGCUGUUUAGUGAGACUGAUAGUCAGAUAGGCGAAAGAAUAGACGAUGCCCAGUUCGAGCGUAGACUUAAAGAGAGGUUCGAGAUUUUCCGCAGGCGAGUUUCCAGCGUUUUAGUAUUGUGUCUUGGAGGUACCAAUUCGGAUCGCUACUGGCCGCGGCUAAUGAGCCUACUGAGGGCACCCAUCAGAUCCAAUUUCCGUAACGAAGCCUUGCAAUUCCUGUGCAUCUACAUAGACCCAAUAUUUCCCGACAUCAACACUGGCGAUGCUCUACAGUUCCUGGUCCCGCGCGACGUUCAAGCAGCUCCUCCCACAGCUAUCGAUACGAACAAUCUCCGAUCGCAGCUUCGUAGCUUCUUAAACGACAGACUUUUUGCCGGAGCGCAAACAGCUUCGGCAGGGAGCGCCGUCGCCGCCGUUGGAGGCUUGACCAACCCAUCAUCAGGCGAAGCUGCCACUAUUUCAUCUACCACUUCAGCUGCACCACCGCAAGAUGUUUUAUCUACAUCCACACCAACUCCAAGCGAAGAUACGAACAAUCUCCGAUCGCAGCUUCAAGCAGCUCCUCCCAUAGCUGUCGAUGAACCAUUCGUGGCCCCACCGCCUCUUGCCUUUAAUCCACAGGUGCAGCUGCCGGAACAGCAAGCUCUAGACACAGAUGUGGAAAUGGCUGAAGUGGCCACCAGUAGCAGCAACAGCACACCCGCACCUCAACUGCCCGCUGUGAUUGUGGGAUCGGAGCCGUGGCACAUGAGUUUCCCCAAUGAUUGGUUGCCUGUGAUAACGCGCGACCUGCAGACCCAGUUUGAGGAGAGUAACCGCCCCCAGCCGCCCUUCUCCGAUGCCUACAUCUCGGGCAUGUCCGCCAAAAGGCGCAAAAUUAUUCAGUCAGAGAAACCAACGGCCUCUAUCGAGUGCCUCAUCGCCAACGGAGUGGAAAGAGCCAUCCAGAGCGCCGGUUUGGGAGGAACCAGUGGUAGUGCCUCAAAUUCCUCGAUCAGUGUUGAUGCCGUUAUCGGAUCCAUUACUCACGAUUCUGCCAUCCAAGCUUCUUAUACGGAUGCUGUGCGGAAUAGUGUUAAAGAGCGUAUCAAGCAGGAUGUGGAUUUUAAGUCCAGCAAGUAUCCGCAGAUCGCCAAGUUUGCCGAGCAAAAGUAGGCAUUGGUUGCAACCAUAAAAACCUGGCCACCUUGUGCUUGUUGUACAUUUUACUUUAAAAAAUUAUAUUUAAUUUAGUUAAUGGCUAAGUUCUGUUUAAAUCAAGAAGACGACGAAUAUUGCGACAACACCAACACACGGAGAGGACCUUUAGCAAAAGCUUCAACCUAUAUAGAAUAAUAAUAUCCAACUGAUAUGUAUCCACACACUAAGGGACACGACACAGAGCUCAAGCAACAAUACUUUUGGGUCACCGAUAAAGGAGCAAAAUAAUAAACACACAUAUUAUCCAAAAAA